AUGUCCAAUAAAGAACGGCCAGCAUUCUCUCCCACUUACUCUCCCUCGUUCUGCCAUUUUCCAGUGCUUUUUCUUUUGUUUUUGCAGACCAUACCCCCAUCUCUUUUACUAAUUCGUUCUUUUUCUUUUAUUCCUUCUCUCUCUCUCUCUCUCUCUCUCUCUUAUUCCUACACAACUUCUGAUUAUACCACUCCCAUUGUAUCUCUCUUUUACAAUAUUUCAAUUUUCUUCAUAAAUUUUAUCCCUUCUUUCUUUCUUUCUGUCUUUAUUUCUGUCUUCUUUUCUUUCUUUCUUUUAUUUUUCAUCUUCUCUCUCUCUCUCUCUCUCUCUCUCUCUCUCUCUCUCUCUCUCUCUCUCUCACACGCAGACACAAAGACACACACAAACACACGCCCACUCACCGUCGAUGUGUGUUUCUUUUUAUUUCUUGUUUUUCUGUCUUUUCUAUUUCUUUUUCCCUCUUUCACCCUCUCUCUCUCUCUCUCUCUCUCUCUCUCUCUCUCUCUCUCUCUCUCUCUCCACACACACACAUAG
Molecule: messenger RNA, 534 nt
Organism: Acanthosepion pharaonis
Lineage: Eukaryota; Metazoa; Mollusca; Cephalopoda; Sepiida; Sepiidae
Source: the annotation of a GenBank genome assembly